UUACAGUGGUCUUCAGCACUGAGGCAUAACAUCAUUCAGUGGGCUAUUAACUUCUCGAAGACUGCAGAUGCCUAAAAUACUUCUCUUGUAGGUAUUAGUCGUGCUAAAGGAAGUGUAAGCCUCUCAGCAAUCUUACACAGGCCCCCUAGAAAGAGAGAGAGACCACAGGUGAAGAUAAUUUCUUCAGCACCAAAAGGGUUUGCCUGCUUUACUCCACACCCUGCCCCAGGGCAAGGGAGCUCCCACGUUGUGAAGAAACUCGGUUUGCUGUUACAGUCUUAACAAGAGGAUUUUGCUGUUACAACCUUUGUCAGAGGUAUCUAGGUGUAGGGGCUCUGGGCUAACAGGAACCAUUUCACAAGGCCAACUUCUUGUUUUGCUCCAGUAGCCUUCCUCCCCUUCCUGAGCACAGCAACAAAGCUCCUCGGUGUGAGCCACCUCUAAGAAUGGCUUUGCUGUGGGCAGCAGCCAGGUGAGCUAUGUUUCCUCCACAUCUUUUGGAUAAGGCUGCUCACCUGGGUUAGGGCCACACCAAACGGCCACCUGGCAGUUGCCUGUUUGAGGGCAAGAUCUGCUGUGUCCUGCUUCUUCAGGAGGGAGAUGGGAGCUGGUGAGAGGAAAGCUGCAGAGGACUUCACUGAGCAGCAUGCAGCGGUGUGAAACCUUGGAGGAAAGGUCUUAAAGCACUUCUGAAAUGUGAGAGUUUAAAAGAUAUGUGUGAAACCAGUAUGGAAAAUGUGACAUAAUCAUCAUAGCCAGAAAUUCAGUUAUGGAGCCUAAGGACAAGCUGCCUUGAUGGAACUAGUCCAGUGAACAACUUGCUGAGUAUUGCUGAGGACCUAAAGAGGUGUGCCCACCACAGUGGGAAGGCACCUGUGUGCAAAGCAGGGCACGAUGGCCGGUGUAAAUACCUUUACCAGUGUACAUCAGAGUAUCAUCAGGAUCAGGAGAAUGGAGCCAGACUCUACUCAGCGGUGUCUAUCGACGGGACAAGUAGCAACGGACAGAAACUGGAACACAGGAGCUUCUGCCUAAACAAGACAAAAACGUCCACAGCACUGGAACAGGCUAACCAGGGGUUGUGGAAUCUUUGUCUCUGGUGGUAUUCCAAACCCACCUGGAGCUGUUCCUCUGUGAUUUAUUCCAGGUGAGCUUGCUCUAGCAGGGUACUUAGACAAGAAGACCUUCAGGGGUGCCUUCCAACUCUCAGCAUUGUGUGACUGACGAGGGCCACUGUCCUGGGAGGGCUCUGCUACGGGAAUGGACCCCGCACAGCAGCUCUGCCCUAGUGGGGAGUGGGGCCCGUGGCGUGCCACACAGCCCCGGCUCCUCGGGGCUCAGGGGGCGGGCAAGCUUGGCUCAGCGCGGACACGCCCGGCCGCCGGUUGCCCGGGCGGUGGCAGUGGCCGGGCGGCAGAGCCGUGGCCGGGCGCGGAGGCGGCGGCGGGCGUAGGGCUGGGCGCCCCGCCGGGAGAUGCGGCUGCGGGCCGGGCAGCUGCUGAUGGCACUGUGCCUCGGUGCCGUCUGCCCCCUGCUGUGGUACGCGGCGUGGUCCGGGACACAGGGAAAUGACUUUGACAUGUACCAAAACCACUUUCUGGAACUUCAGCAAAGACUCUUGUAUGCUGAAAAGGAAUAUAAAAAAAGAUCACAUGAGCUGAGUGGUGCCCUAGAUGAAAUUAAAUGGAUGCUUGAAAAAAGAACACCCUUGACAGUAAAUCAUGCAGAUGAUGUGAAGUGGAAAGAGUUAAACCUCACUAGGAAACUGCCUGUGCAUCUUACAAAUAUGUACUACUAUCUACCUCACCUUCAAGAGCAUGAAGAUGGCAUUUCCCCAAAUGUUAUUUUGGGGCAACAGAGAACUGGAGUCUCACUGGUGAUGGGUAUUCCUACUGUGAAAAGGCAGAAGGAGCAUUACCUGAUCAAGACCCUGCACUCCCUUCUGUACGAUCUCUCUGAGAAGCAACAGAGUGACUGCUUGAUAAUCAUCCUUGUAGCAGAGGUGGAUGCAGAAUAUGUUAAGAGUGUUGCAGAAAGUGUUAAAAGCAGCUUCCCCAGAGAAGUCCAGUCUGGGAUCCUAGAGGUUAUAUCUCCUCCUGCUUCUUAUUAUCCAGACCUUUCCAACCUGAAGAAGACAUUUGGGGAUUCAGAGGACAGAGUAAGGUGGAGAACUAAACAGAAUUUGGAUUAUAGCUUUCUGAUGCUGUAUGCCCAACCUAAGGGAACAUUUUAUUUACAGCUGGAAGAUGAUAUUAUAGCCAAGCCUGGUUAUAUUGAAAGCAUAAAAACCUUUGCUUUUGAACAGUCCCAAGACUGGAUGAUUCUUGAGUUCUCCCAACUUGGAUUUAUUGGAAAACUGUUCAAAUCAAAAGAGUUGCCACUCAUAGUGGAGUUUUUUCUCAUGUUCUAUAAAGAUAAGCCCAUAGACUGGCUUAUAGACCACCUGCUCUGGGUUAAAGUGUGCAAUCCAGAAAAGGAUGCAAAAGACUGUGAAAAGGAGAAGGCAAAGUUACGGAUCCGUGCUAAGCCAUCUCUCUUUCAGCACAUGGGGAUUCAUUCCUCCUUGCCUGGGAAGAUACAGAACUUGAAAGACAAAGAUUUUGGUGUAAAUGUGCUACAUAAAGCCCAUAAUAAUCCCCCUGCAGAAGUGGAUACAAGCCUAAAAAUAUACCAACAAUAUACCUUGGAAAAAGUUUAUCAGGGAAAAGACUGUUUCUGGGCUUCAGCUCCAGUGGCAGGAGACUAUAUCCGCUUCACCUUCUUACACCCAGUAACAGUUGAGAAGUACAUCUUCAGAAGUGGAAAUAUGGAGCACCCUGGUGAUAAGCUGUUUAACACUACUGUGGAAGUGCUGCCAGCAGAUGAAAUGCUAAGGAAAGAACUGGUUGACAAUGGAAGUAAAUUUAACUACCAGGCAACUAAAGAUGGAUAUUUAAAAAUAGGAGCUUUUGCAGAUGGAAUUGCAGCAGGCAGAGUACAUCAGUCCAUAGGGAAAAUUGGAGCUAUUCGCUUAUCAAUCCACUCUGAUUCUCCUGUGUGGGCAAUACUUAGUGAGGUACUUAUCAAGACAUCUGAAAACUGAAAAGAAAAAAAAAGAAUAAUGCAUUGUGGACAAUACAUGUGGAAUAAUACACUGUAACAAGCCACAGGUUGUUUGAAAACUUAGCUCAAGCUAACAGCAACAAAAAAAAAACACCAUCUGGCUGG
Messenger RNA from Pogoniulus pusillus (Red-fronted tinkerbird), 3207 nucleotides. It is a transcript of the gene MGAT4D, whose product is annotated as MGAT4 family member D. The record is from RefSeq and is a predicted model, not a curated record. Gene Ontology annotation, biological process: protein N-linked glycosylation. Lineage: Eukaryota; Metazoa; Chordata; Aves; Piciformes; Lybiidae. The transcript is spliced from 19 exons. Gene Ontology annotation, cellular component: endoplasmic reticulum; endoplasmic reticulum-Golgi intermediate compartment; Golgi stack. Gene Ontology annotation, molecular function: acetylglucosaminyltransferase activity. The coding region runs from base 1475 to 3082 and encodes 535 amino acids.